Messenger RNA from Camelina sativa (false flax), 1699 nucleotides. The record is from RefSeq and is a predicted model, not a curated record. NCBI's taxonomy places the organism in Eukaryota, Viridiplantae, Streptophyta, Magnoliopsida, Brassicales, Brassicaceae.
CCGAUCUAACUUAUUCUUAGAGAGAGUUUACACUUUUAAGAGUUGGAGAACAUUAUCACAUAGCCCACACAACUAUAUCUAUCUGAAAGUUAUAUUUGCGAUCGAAACGGUUUUUAAGAAAGUCGUCUGGAAUGAUGAAGAAGGCGACGCAGGAGGAAGCUGUGGCGGAAACAGCGGUGUUUUGGGACAUCAAGACGUGUCCCCUGAAUAUGAUGCUCGUCUGGUCGCUCCCUGCAUUAUACUGUAUUUGAAGAAUUUAGGCUACUCUGGUCCUCUCACCAUCAUUGCCAUUGGCUUACUAGCAGAGGUCUCUGAAGAAGUCCUGCAAGCGGUCUAUUCCACUGGAAUCGUUCUUAACAACGUCCCCUUGGGAACUAUGUAUGAGUGGACCAAUAGUUAUCCACCUCCAGCUAAUUUGAUGCUCAUAUCCUCCCAUCCGUCUAUCUUCCCUCAUGUCCUUAGAAAGCCUCUUUAUUCUGGAUACAAUAUUUUUGAGCUGUGUCCAUAUGAUUCUCCUAAUCCUGAAUCCCUCUGGAAAGACUUCCUUCUGAAAGAUUCAAGCGCACUGAAGGAGGAUAUGUGUCAUGGAACGUGUGAAACACCCUCCUGGCUUUGCUCAGUAUGCUAUGAUUAUUUCUGCGAAGGAUUUGAAGAUUUCACCACCCAUGUCUCCAGUGAAGAACAUGAACUGAUGGCUAUCUGGGUGGACAACCACGCUGUCGCUGCAACAUCGGUCUUUUGGGACAUCAAGAAUUGUCCUGUUCCUGCUGGCUGUGAUCCUCGUCGGGUCGGUCCGACUAUCAGACAGUAUUUGGCGGACUUAGGCUACUCUGGUCCUAUCACCAUCAAUGCCUUUGGCCUACUAACUGACAUCCCUGAUGAUGUCCUGCGAGCGGUCUCUUCCUCUGGAAUCGUUCUUAAUCACGUCUCCUACGAAUCCAAUGACACAAUGCACGUUAUGUAUCUGUGGGCCUUUGGCAAUAAACCUACAUCUAAUAUGAUGGUCAUAUGCCCCUAUUCAACAUUCUUAGGCGAUAUUAUUACCGGUCUACAAGAUUUUGGAUACAACAUUAUUCAGCCGUUUCCAUGUCAUGCUCCUUAUUCAGAGUCCCUCUGGAAAAGAUUUAUUCUAGAAGAUUCAAGGGAAUUUGAGGAGGAUAAGUGCAGUGAAACGGGUGAACAUGCCGCUUGGGUUUGCUCAGUAUGCGACGAUAUUUCUGGCCAAGGCUUUGAAAAUUUCAUUAAGCAUCUUAAAACUCGAGAACAUGAACUGGAGAUGUCUGGGGAAGACGAGGAUGACGAGGAUGACGAGGAUGACGAGGAUGACGAGGAUGCAGUUGAAUCCGCAGAUGAGGCUCCCCUUGAUUCUCUUUCGGGUUAUGCUUCCACCAUGGACAAGACAUCUUUGCAUGCUGGGCAUAAUAUCAACCAUGUUGGGAAAAACAUGGUUGUAGCCGGAGCUGUGGUCCCUUGCUUAUCUGUACAAGAAGCAACGGAAGGAAAAAAAUUACAAGCAAACUGAGGACAAACGGAAGACGUGAAGAAGAAUAAAACAUGAUUUGUUCUACUCCUAGCGGCAAAUUAGCUAACUACUGUAAUAAUAAUUAUGCUUAUUUAAAAUUCUCGUUUUAUUGAUUAAUAUAUAUGGAGAUCCGAUAUUGUUAACCAGAGUAUUUUUCAAAUGAUCAAUAAUUUGACA